Molecule: messenger RNA, 426 nt
Organism: Rotaria sp. Silwood2
Lineage: Eukaryota; Metazoa; Rotifera; Eurotatoria; Philodinida; Philodinidae
Source: the annotation of a GenBank genome assembly
AUGUCAACCAGCGGCUUAGAUGCGGAAAAAAUCGAAUCAAAUCAAGAAGAACGAACGGCCAAUGUUCAUCGAGCUGAUUCACUGAAUUUACUGAUUUUUACCACACUUCUUGUUAUUGUUGUUUUAACAAUAUGGAUAUUUAAACGACGAAAUUUCCGUUAUAUACAUGAAACAUGUCUUGCAUUGAUUUAUGGUUUUAUUAUUGGAGCUAUUCUUCGUCAUACUAGUACAUCAAAUGCAAAGCCAAGUAUAUUAAGAUUGAAUCAAACAUCCCUACCGAAAAAUACAGUACCCAAUUGGAUCUCUAUUGAAGAUCAAAAUGUGUCAGCAACAUAUUUAUAUUCUUUUCAAGGACCAUAUCAAAAAGAUGCAAUACAUCUUGAAGAAUAUAAAGUUGUUUUUUUUAAUAUGAAAUUAAAUAUUUGA